Podospora bellae-mahoneyi is the source of this 1011-nucleotide messenger RNA. RefSeq lists its product as uncharacterized. The record is from RefSeq and is a predicted model, not a curated record. NCBI's taxonomy places the organism in Eukaryota, Fungi, Ascomycota, Sordariomycetes, Sordariales, Podosporaceae.
AUGCCCGAUGCUUUGGAAGAGAUUCUCGGCAUCAGCCGGAGGAAGUUGGUGGAGAAGAAAGGCAACACGCCGUAUGCUCUGGAGUUCCCCUUUGAGGCCCCGCCCAUCUGGCAGCAACAGCACGAUAUCAUUACCGAGACACCUCUCACAUCUCCCCGUGCCAAGCUGCUUACGUCCCUGGAGUUUGCUUCAAUCAAACUCAAAAUCAGCAUGGCAGAACUCGAGGAAACGGUCUGUGCACAGGAGACCAUGGAGCGAGAUAGAUCCUAUAUCUUCAAGGAUACGUUCCAUAUCGGUGACCUCGAACCCGGGGUACAAGAUCGAUACAAAGAGUCGAUGAAGCUCAUAACUGGUCUGCAGAAAUACCCAUCACCUCAUCCUCGUCGCCAUGAAGAAUUGACAUGGCUCUGCAUGGAGAUCCUCAACUGGCUCAAUUUGAAGAUCUACUACGAUGUCUACGUACGAGAUCCCGCCAGUCCUUGGCCUCACCGCUACAUUCUACAGGACAUCGUACAGGCAUUUAUGACCAUGCGCUUGUUUUUCCCAAACGUAGAGGUAACGUCCAUUGUACAAGAACACCUUGGAUCCAGGGAGGGACAGGCUUUCAGGAACAGCAAGAUCCUCGAUCCGGAAGCUCGUCGUCAAGUGAGACCAGACGCGCGUACAAGAACCAGUUGUGCUUAUCGGCCAAGGAAGUUCUGGGAUGGGUGGGAAAAUAAAGUCUAUACAGGAGAUGACCUGUACAUUGACAAAUUCCCAUAUGAGUGGAACAUGGCCAUCCGGCCCAUCAUCGCAAAGCGUAAGUUUUCCACCUUGUUUCUUGAGCCCGGCCUGCGGCCGUCUUGCUCACAUGGCUCAAUGAACAGUUUACCGAGCCGGCAUGAUUGGACCCGCGUGCGUCGAGUCUCGCCAAGAUGUGGUCCCGGAUUCGCGACAGCAAACACGGAGCAGCACCGGCCAGACAAGCUCGAUCUCUUCAUCACGUACAGCAACACGGACGAGUUUGUCUAA